This is a messenger RNA of Elgaria multicarinata webbii, 1129 nucleotides long. It is a transcript of the gene C1QTNF12, whose product is annotated as C1q and TNF related 12. The transcript is spliced from 8 exons. Gene Ontology annotation, biological process: negative regulation of gluconeogenesis; positive regulation of D-glucose import across plasma membrane; positive regulation of insulin receptor signaling pathway. NCBI's taxonomy places the organism in Eukaryota, Metazoa, Chordata, Lepidosauria, Squamata, Anguidae. The coding region runs from base 122 to 1129 and encodes 335 amino acids. The record is from RefSeq and is a predicted model, not a curated record. Gene Ontology annotation, molecular function: hormone activity.
CCUCCCCGCUUCCAGAGAAUAAGGAAGUAAACAAGAUCUCUCAGAGACUUUGUAAACAUUUGAUUUCCAUCCCUGGAGGGCGUUUUGCUUUUCUCCGCUGCCUCGUCUUUCUGUCCAGAAGAUGUCCAAUAAAGCCAAAAUACGAUGUUGGAGUUGGGUUGUCUUGGCAGCGUUGGUGUGCCACGAGUUUUCUCAUUUCCGAGUCGCGUUGGCGAAGAAAGAGCGAAAGAAGUUGAAAGAGCCCAACCAGUACACUGAACCGCUCAACACGACGCUUUCCAACAGUGAAGAACUCCAUGGCCACUCCAAGAUGCUAGAAUCCCCCGACCCCCGCAUCACCGACCCGCGUCGGACGUGGAUCUCAUUUGUACAGCGUCCCGGUGACGGCAGCAGCUCCAAAAAGAAAUGCAAGGGGAAAGAUAAGAAAUUACGAGGGCUCAUCGGGCCUCCAGGUCCCCCAGGCCCUCCUGGACCCCCCGGCGCUCCUGGUGCUGCAGUCACCCAAGAAGUCUUAUUGCAGGAAUUUAAAGAGAUGUUAAAAGAAGCCACUGAACGGAGGUCCGUUCCGGCUCUGCCAGCCCAACCCAGCGAGGUCCCCCCUCUGCUGCUCUCCUUGGAGGAGCUGUCCCCCGAAAGGCAGGCGGAGGAGCUGAGCCCCUACAAGCGGGUGGAGGAGGCCUUCCACUGCAAACUCAAGGGGCAGAUAGUGGUGGACAAGAAAACCUUGAUGGAACUCCAGAACUUCCAGAUGCCCUUAGCCAAAGGAGCAUUCCUCCGAGGAUCUGGAUUAAACUUAACAACGGGGAGAUUUAUAGCAUCCAUCUCCGGCAUUUAUCAGUUUUCAGCCAACGUCCACAUUGACCACAGCGAGCUGAAAAGUAAACUGCAGCUUCGAGCAAGAGACAACGUUCGGGUACUGAUCUGCAUCGAAUCCCUUUGUCAUCGAUACACGUCUUUGGAAGUUAUUGCUGGCUUGGAGAGUAAUAGCAAGAUCUUCACUGUUUACGUCCAUGGACUGUUGCAGCUGCAGGCUGGACAGUACACCUCGAUCUUUGUAGACAACAGUGCCGGUGCGCCCGUCACCAUUCAGAACGGGUCCGAUUUCAUGGGGAUGUUCGUGGGCGUCUAA